AUUACGGCUGGGAGCGGGAUUAGCGGGAAGGGCAGCGGCGGCGGGAGCGGGAUUGACCGCGUUACGGCUUUCUGUGGCAUUUCUGCGGGCUGUCUGGGACUUCACCUGCCUACAGCCGGAGCGCCUCGGGCACAACGAAAGGUCUGAGCGGCGGCUGCUGGGCAGCUCCUGGAGCACAACGAUGGCUUCGCCCUGGGCACCGGCAGAGCCCCUCGGCCAGGCAGGCGCCUGAGGCUGGUCCCUGUGCUGCGGGAAGAAGGCUUUUCCCUGGGAGAAGGCACCUUAGCGAUGGGCUGAACUUAUGGGAGGAACCAGCGCCCGGCCAGGCGGAGAUUCAGGGGCCCGUCGGGAGGCGUGAAGGGCCUGGUUUCAGUAAGGGCAUGGCCAAAGCUUUCUUCAGGCUACAGAAGUUUCUCCGUCGGACCCAGUUUCUGCUCCUCUUCCUCACAGCUGCUUACCUGAUGGCCGGCAGCCUCCUGCUGCUGCAGCGGACCCGCAUCAUUAUCCAGCAAGGCUCUCGUGGGACCUCCUCCAGCCAGGCCCUGGCAGUGCUGGACGGGAUGGCCGGGGCUGGGAUCAUGGACCCGCGCCCCGCUCCCAGGCUGCCGGUGGGCAUGGACGCCCUGCAGGAUGCGGCCCCGGGCCAGCGGCACAGCCCGCGGUGGCUUGUGUCCCGCAACUCCGAGCUCAGGCAGCUGAGGCGAAGGUGGUUUCACAGGUUCAUCAGCGACCAGGAGCCCGUGCAGACAGCGGGGUUCAGAGCAAUGAAGCACACUGCUGAACACAAAGGUACCUACGUGGGAUGCUUCAGUGAUGAUUCGAGGGAGAGGACGCUGAAGGGAGCUGUGUUUUAUGACUUGAGAAAAAUGACAGUAUCCCACUGUCAGGAAGCUUGUGCCGAGAGGGCUUACACCUACGCGGGGCUGGCGUACGGAGCAGAGUGCUACUGCGGGAACAAGCUCCCUGCGACCACCUCCAAACCCGAGGAGUGCAACAGCGAGUGCAAGGGGGAGAAGGGCUCGGCCUGCGGAGGGGUGAACCGGCUCUCGGUCUACAGGGUGGAGGAGCUGCGAGCAGGAGCCAGGCGACGGAGGAAUGUUAUCUAUCGAGGAUGUUUUAGAGCUCCAGCAAAUUUAACAGACACCUUUCCAGCCUCUUUGAUACAGCCCAAUUUGACGGUGGAGAUGUGCUCUGAAUUUUGCUCCAAGAAAGAGUUUCCCUUGGCAGUGCUCCGAGCACGGGAGUGCUACUGCGGCUAUGCCACCGGGCGCUUCUCGCUGCACAACGGGGCGGAUGCGCUGCUCUGCAGCGGGCUGCACAACGCCAGCAGCACGGCCAAGGGACAGUACUGCCUGGUCUAUCAGACCCCAGUGCAAGACACCCGCUGCACGGACAGGAAAUUCUUAACCACCAAAUCCAAAGUGUUUGUUGCUUUGUCGAGCUUUCCUGGGGCUGGGAAUACGUGGGCUCGCCAUUUGAUAGAGCAUGCCACAGGAUACUACACAGGAAGCUAUUACUUCGAUGGAGCCCUGUACAACAAAGGUUUUAAAGGAGAAAAAGACCACUGGAGGAGCAGAAGGACCAUCUGUGUGAAAACACACGAGAGUGGCAAGACAGAGAUUGAAAUGUUUGACUCGGCGAUCCUGCUGAUCCGGAACCCAUACAAGUCUCUGAUGGCGGAGUUCAACAGGAAGUAUGCAGGGCACCUGGGCUACGCCACCGACCGCAACUGGAAAAGCAAAGAGUGGCCGGAUUUCGUGAACAGCUAUGCGUCCUGGUGGGCCUCCCACGUCCUGGACUGGCUCAAGUACGGGAAGCGCCUGCUCGUCGUCCACUACGAGGACCUGAAGCAGAGCCUCAUCCCCAAGCUGAAGGAAAUGGUGGAGUUCCUGAACAUGACGGUGACAGAGGACAGACUGCUCUGUGUGGAGAACAACAGGGACGGGAGCUUCAAGCGGUCUGGUGCUAAGCAAAAGGAUUUUGAGCCAUUCACGCAGGAAAUGAAAGAUCUUAUCAACAGAUACAUCCUGACAGUGGACGAAGCCCUGAGGGGAAGAAACUUCACAGGGCUGCCCAGAGAGUACGUGCCCAGAUGAUGACCUGGUGGUGCUCAGUGCUGAGCUUACAAACAAGAUCAUUUUUCUCAGAAAUACAAAGCUAAAAAAACCCCACAAAAAUAGUAAUAAAACAGGAACAGAGCUUGAUAGCCAUUAAAGAUACUUGUGGAGCCUGCUGAGCAGUGCAAAUUCUCCCACUCAAGGGUGUUCUUCAGAGCACUAAGUGCUCCAGAAGGCAAGCAAUGAAGGAUGGAAACUGGGUUAUAAACCAGGGCGAAAAGCUGUUAGUGUCUACCUGCGUGUGCCCCUCCUGCACCAGCGGCUCAGAACCUCACCAGGAGCAGCCCUGCUUCUGCUGCGGGCAUCCUGCCCUGCUGCCGUCACAGACCUGCCAGGGGCCAUGUGGGCUCCCACAGCACUGCAUGGGACAUGGAUGCAUGGAAAGGGGGAGGGAAAAGGCACCUGGACACUGAUGGACGGUUCGAUGGGAGCAGUUAAGGAGGUCACUUUCUUCCAGACCAACCCACGAGCUUCCCCCCGGGGUUUGCUUGUCGGGUCAUCUGCCAUGACAGAGGUGCAGGGGGAGAAGGUGCCCGUGUGCUGGGCAGGGGGGGCUUCAGAACCCAGCCCAGGCUCCCCUGCAUGGCCAGGGCCAUGUGAGCUCCACAGGGAGGUGGCAGCCACAGCAUGCCCCCAUGGAGAGGGGCCUGGGACCUGCAGGACAGAACCUCAGCAUGGCCAGAGGUGGGCUGGGUAUUGCCAGUCCCAGAGAGACCCCAGACCUGGCCCUAGGGGCAUGAAUGAGGCCUUGGAGGGGUGGGAGAGGAGGGAUUGCGCCGGUGCCGGAGGCUCAGGACAGGUUUCGGUACCUCCAUCUCUGUCACCAGAGCCACAGUGAGUCUGCGACAGCCACGUGUGCUUGGUGUGGGACUCGCUGGGUCCCCUGUGGUUCACUUCACCCUGUGCUGCGCUGCACCCGGUGCAGCAGGGGUUGGCCUCCUGGUCCUGCCUGCAGGCAGCAGCCACCAGAGCAGCUUGGAGAUGGUCAAACCACGCAGCCGGAGGGGCUGCCCUGCUGCGAGAUGCUUCUGUUCGUGUGAAAUAAAGGAUUCCUUGAAAACUUGAGUGAAAAUACUAGUUUUAAUAAAGCAACAAGUUUCUAUAAAGGGAA
Molecule: messenger RNA, 3228 nt
Organism: Neopsephotus bourkii (Bourke's parrot)
Lineage: Eukaryota; Metazoa; Chordata; Aves; Psittaciformes; Psittacidae
Gene: WSCD1
Product: WSC domain containing 1
Exons: 9
Coding region: 381-2096 (571 amino acids)
Molecular function (GO): sulfotransferase activity
Source: RefSeq, a predicted model, not a curated record